GUGCGACAUACAUUAAUGACGCAGUUCCACUCAGUGCUGUAGUUACAAAUCUUGCUGAUGACAACACUGAUGGAUUGUUAAGUUACAAUGAUCCUUGUCCAAACGAACUAGAGGAGCCUUUAUCAAGCAAUAAACUAUUUUCAAAUCCUGGUGAGUUACCAACGUUUUCAAAUGUAUCACCUACAGUUCCAAUGGCAAGCAACACGAGGUACAGCAACAGUGGGAGAUCCAGUAAGGAGUCCCAAGAAAAAUCUAAUUCCUUGGAGAGUAGCUUAUCAAAUAAAAGUCUAGGUUUGAUCAUGCAGUAAGGCAGUUGGUGAAGUGCACAGUAACAGUGAGAGAUCCAAUAAUCAGAAAUUACCCGACAAGUCUAGUUCCUCAGACGAUGCAUUAUCAGAUGGAAGUCUUGGCUUAGAAAAUAAGCCAGCUGUUGAAGCGCGCAGUAACAGUGAGAGAUCCAGCAGUAUUAAGGGAUUUCGAAACAAACCUAUUUCCUCAGAUGGUAGAUUGUCAGAUGAAAUUCUUGGCUUCGAAAAUAAGCCAGCUGCGCGCAGUAACAGUGAGAGAUCCAGUAUGGAAUCGGCACGGGACAAAUCAAAUUCCUCAGACAAUAGACUAUCAGAUAGAAGUCCUGAUUUAGUGAAUAAGCCAGUUGGUGACGUAUUGUCGAUGUCAAGUUAUUCUGACAAUUUUGAAUCUGAUGCAAGUGACCAUACACGAGGCAGUAGUGCAAGUUGA
Molecule: messenger RNA, 738 nt
Organism: Paramuricea clavata
Lineage: Eukaryota; Metazoa; Cnidaria; Anthozoa; Malacalcyonacea; Plexauridae
Source: the annotation of a GenBank genome assembly